GUGACCUGUCCUAGCCGCAGGACAUGCUGCGCAUCGUGUAUCGUACCUUGAGAUGCGCAACAGUUUUUACCCAUUCCCUCCUAGCGUCUCACUCUCCUUCCUUAUCGUGUUAGCCUCAUCUUCCCAUGCUGCUGAUCACGGCCCUCACCAUCUCUGGCUCUCCUUGUUUCUCAUCUCCGCCAGUCCAACUCCAUGGCGCCGGCCGGUUUCUUCUGUCUUCCGUCCUGGGCUCCAUUCUCAUCGGCCCCCUUGCCGCCCCAUCCUGGAGCUAGAGGAAGCUUCCACAUCCGAAAGAAAAUACACACCUCCUGUAAGAGCACACACACGCCCUUUGUGGGAGCAAGCCCCCCUCCCAACGACGCCUUCGCAGAAUAAGGGCGCCCGCUAAGAGAUAUUGCGCCAUCCGCCUAACAAACAAGGAAACUAGGAAAAGGAGU
Messenger RNA from Colletotrichum navitas, 437 nucleotides. RefSeq lists its product as uncharacterized. The transcript has a single exon. Lineage: Eukaryota; Fungi; Ascomycota; Sordariomycetes; Glomerellales; Glomerellaceae. The record is from RefSeq and is a predicted model, not a curated record. Bases 53 to 388 code for a protein of 111 amino acids.